Menidia menidia (Atlantic silverside) is the source of this 2116-nucleotide messenger RNA. The record is from the annotation of a GenBank genome assembly. Lineage: Eukaryota; Metazoa; Chordata; Actinopteri; Atheriniformes; Atherinopsidae.
CCUUGCACGGCCUGAAAGCAGUUCACUCUGAUGACGUCACUUGCAGAGUUGUCAUGGCGUCUUUGGGACUGAAGCUACCGCUACAAUUUAGCUAAAAUCUGUCGACAGCCUGUCUAUCGAAAUGGAGAAAAAUGCAAACUUGCAUCGAGAGACUGACGGGAGCUCUCUGUGUGCCUCGCUCGCGGGAGAAAUGGGCGACGUUACGGCUGUGGGUGGCGUGAAAGGAGCAGGCGACAAAUGCAAGAACAGUGAGGCUCCUCUCAGUACUUUGGUUACCGUUAGUAGUAGUAUCAGCACCACAAAUGUGAGCGCUCCGAGCACCGUCAGUGCUCUUCCCAGUGCUGGGAAGUGUGACGUGCCAGAAGUUAUCGAAGUCCUCCCCGUGCCGGAGGAGCAGAAGAAAGACACCGACGCGAGCGGGCGGCUGUCGGGGUCUGGGGAUCGGAUCAGUAACGGUAUGGGACAUGACUCGGUGCAGGCAGCAGAAGACACCCAGGGUGGUGCCUCAAAGUUAGUAAACAAGAAGAGCGACGGCCCGUCCUCGCCUCCCGCUACGGGGGGCGCAAACACACCGGCUGAGCUCUCGGCUGGUGGGGAAAGUGAACCGGCGAAACUUGCCAAACCGACCAAUCUGUGUCCAGACAAUGUCGCCUCGUUAGACGUCAAGUCGGCUCUGUCCGGGGAGCCCACUUUAUCUGAGGGAUUGCCGAGUGGGAGUGACCCCGAUCCCAGCCUGGGUGGGGAGUCCCGAAGCAUAGAUUCCCUGGAGUCCUUCUCCAACCUCAACUCGUGCCCCAGCUCGGACCUGAACAGCGAGGGCCUGGAGGACAAGGGGCUGGCCCUGGCCCUGCAGAGCGAGUUUGGGGCCGACGGCACCAAGACUUCGUGCGCAAAAGAUCGAGCCGCCGGCCAGUCCAUUUACCACAUUAAGUGGAUCAAGUGGAGGGAGGAGAACACACCGAUCAUCACUCAGAACGAGAACGGCCCCUGUCCACUACUGGCCAUCAUGAAUGUCCUCCUGCUUGCAUGGAAGGUUAAGAUGCCUCCUAUGAUGGAGAUCAUAACUGCUGAGCAACUGAUGGAGUAUCUUGGUGACUACAUUCUCGAAACCAAACCUAAAGAGAUCUCGGAGGCUCAGCGGCUAAACUAUGAACAGAAUAUGAGCGAUGCCAUGGCAGUGUUGCACAAGCUGCAGACGGGCCUGGAUGUGAAUGUGAAGUUCACAGGGGUGCGUGUGUUUGAGUACACACCCGAGUGCAUCGUGUUUGAUCUGCUCGACAUCCCUCUUUACCACGGCUGGCUUGUUGACCCCCAGAUGCAGGACAUUGUGAAGGCAGUGGGCAACUGCAGCUACAACCAGCUGGUGGAGAAGAUAAUAUCCUGCAAACAGUCUGACAGCAGCGAGCUGGCAGGGGAAGGUAUUGUUGCGGAGCAGUUUCUGAGCAGCACGGCCACUCAGCUGACUUACCAUGGCCUGUGUGAGCUCACAUCCACUGUACAGGAGGGAGAGCUCUGCGUCUUCUUCAGGAAUAACCACUUUAGCACCAUGAUCAAAUACAAGGGCCAGCUGUACCUUCUGGUUACAGACCAGGGUUUCCUGACGGAGGAGAAGGUGGUCUGGGAGAGUCUGCACAAUGUCGAUGGGGACGGCAACUUCUGUGAUUCUGAGUUCCGGUUGCGACCCCCCUCCGAUCCAGAGACCGUGUACCGGGGCCAGCAGGAUCAGAUAGACCAGGACUAUUUGAUGGCGCUGUCGCUGCAGCAGGAGCAGCAAAGCCAAGACCUGCAGUGGGAGCAGCUCCCCGAAGGCAUCAGCGAUCUGGAGCUGGCCAAAAAGCUCCAGGAGGAGGAGGACCGGCGAGCCUCCCAGCCCACGUCUAAAUUUGUUCCCUCGUGCCUCUGGCACCUGUUUGUGCGGCAGGGCCAGCAGGAGGCCGGCGGGGCGGGCGAGGUGGAGCGAGGAGGCGCGGGAGCAGGUGCGGCCGGGGCGGCGGCGGCCGGCGCUGCCACGGCGGCGGCGGCCGGAGCCACGCCCAGCCCCGGAAAGCAGCCGGCCGGCGGGGAGCGCAAAGCCAAGAAAGAGGCGAAAGACAAAGACAAGUGUGUUAUUUUGUAA